CCGCGGUACCGCAGAUCUGCUUGAGAAUGACCAUGUUCUUCUGUCUUCUUAAACCUUAAAUCGGAAUCUCAAAGUAGCUGUAAUUUGGAGGAGACUAGUGAAUAUCCUGCUCCAUUAUGAGAAGAUAUUCACCAAUGUAAAACAGUCUGGAAGAUUUCUCUAAGAAAACCAAAGAGCGUAUAAUCCUUCAAUAAUCAGAAGACAUUUAAAAUUUCAUGAGCUUUUGUCUCUCUGGGUCUUAAAAAAUGAACCGUUACACAAUCAUGAAACAACUAGGUGAUGGCACCUAUGGCAGUGUGUUGAUGGGGAAGAGCAAUGAGUCAGGAGAACUUGUGGCUAUCAAAAGAAUGAAAAGAAAAUUCUAUUCAUGGGAUGAAUGUAUGAAUUUGAGAGAAGUCAAGUCUCUGAAGAAGCUAAAUCAUGCCAAUGUAAUUAAAUUGAAAGAAGUAAUACGAGAAAAUGACCACCUUUACUUUGUAUUUGAAUACAUGAAGGAAAAUCUCUAUCAGUUAAUGAAGGACAGAAACAAGUUGUUCCCUGAGUCAAUCAUCAGAAACAUGAUGUAUCAGAUAUUACAAGGGCUAGCUUUUAUCCAUAAACACGGAUUUUUUCAUAGAGAUAUGAAGCCUGAAAACCUUCUCUGUAUUGGACCAGAACUUGUGAAAAUAGCAGAUUUUGGUUUGGCUAGAGAACUAAGAUCUCAGCCACCUUAUACAGAUUAUGUUUCUACCAGGUGGUACCGUGCUCCUGAAGUUUUGCUAAGAUCAUCUAUUUAUAGCUCGCCUAUUGAUAUGUGGGCAGUUGGCAGCAUAAUGGCUGAAUUAUACACAUUAAGACCUCUUUUCCCAGGCACAAGUGAAGUAGAUGAAAUCUUCAAAAUUUGCCAGGUAUUAGGGACUCCGAAGAAGAGCGACUGGCCAGAAGGAUACCACCUUGCUUCUGCCAUGAAUUUCCGUUUCCCACAAUGUGUCCCCAUAAGCCUAAAAUGUCUCAUCCCAAAUGCAAGUAAUGAAGCAAUACAGCUUAUGAGUGAUAUGCUGAACUGGAAUCCAAAGAAGAGACCUACAGCAAGUCAGGCUUUGAAGUACCCUUACUUUCAAGUUGGCCAAAUUUUAGGACCUCCUCCACAAUAUCUGGAUAAGCAGACUCCUGUAAAAUCAAUUCAGCCAACAGAGCCAAAGCCAACUUUACCUAACCUGGAAGCUAUAUCCAAGCCAGAGCCUCUGUCUUCACCUGGAGUACCUGAGAACACACAGCCACAGCCCCUGUCAAAGGUUAACCACCAGCCUCUGCAGCAAAUUCAGUUGCCUCAGAAUACAGCUAACCAGCAAGUACCAAAACAGCAGCAGCCACAGGCACAACCAUUUUUUCCAACUAUCAAUAAAAACUCGCCGCCAAAACAAGCAGCUAGUGGCCCUCAGAGUGGUGCAGUAGGUCCUAAAAGCUGCAGAAGACGAUGGGGUCAGACUUCAGUAAAGGCAGUGGAUAGCUGGGAUGACUUGGAUGACACUGAAUUUGGAAUGUCAUGUUCAAAGAAGCCUAGCAUUUCACUGUUAAAAGAAAAGAAAAACAAGGAAGGUAUUUUUAGUGUGCCAGAACCAAAAGCUUCAUGCUGUAUCCAGACAGGAGGGGAAAAUAAGGCUCCGAUGAGAAAUGAUUCUGGAAGAUCAAAUGCAUCAGCAAAACAGUACUAUCUAAGACAAUCAAGAUAUCUACCUGGUGUAAACCCUAAGAAUGUGUCUUUAGUAGCAGUCAAUAAAGAAGGAUCACGUGGAACCUGGAACAACCCCUUGUUUUCUAAACCACUGGCACAUACUGGAGGAGGAGUGACUUUCAACAGAAAUACUACAGAUGAGAACUUAAUUAUACCUAUUGAAAAGCUAUCAUGCAAAGAAAGGUUGAAUGAAAAGUUAGAGGAUCCAAAAGCAUGUCACUGCACUGUUGCUGGAUAAUAGUGAAGAAGAGAUCCUAAAGAAGUAGCAUAUGCACCUCUCCUGAAGGACUGCUUCUUCAUAACAGCACCUGGGACUUGCACCAUUGACUGUGUUCUGAUUCUCUAUCUGUUACGCUGAUUUUACAGCACUGAGAUUGCAUAGAUUUUGGUGGAAUUACUGUAGUGUAAGAGGGUGGAAACAGGUUUCCAAGCAGCCUAGUUUGUGUCUAAACACAGUUUGAUUGGAGCAUUGUAAAGCUGCUGGACUGUUUCACCUCUUGCCCAGUUUCUGGCCCCUCUGGUGUGUACUGCCUAUGUGAUACAUCUCAUUGCAACUAUUUGAACUCACGACCCAGCUCAAACGAUUCAAUGACUUUAUCCUUGAUGAAGUAUGUAUUGUUUGAGGUAGGGGGUAUGGCCUGAGCCAUGCUUACGCUUGCUGACAUCGUGGCCAUGAGUGCUUGCCUGUAUACCUGCUGCCAGACCUCCUGGAUGCCUGAUGGAUCAAUACUUCUAUAGCAAGAACCCCUUCUUUUCUACAGCAGUGGUCAAAGGUAAGGAACUGUGCUUUUCAAUAGGGUUUUUUUAUAUUUGUAAUUAUUCUGUUAUUUUAUAUUGAACUUUUUUUCUCCUUCCCUUGUUCUCAUCCAACAAAAGAUCACGCCUCCAGACCUUGGUUUCACCCAGACUGUUCCUCCUGGCUGCACUCUCAUUUCCUGCAGGAGGAUUCAUAAAGCACAUCAUUGGACAUUGCCAGGUAAGAAGAACAAAAAAAUGGUUGAGCAAUUUUUGACAAAUAGGCAGCUUUGAUGAGCUGUAGGUAAGAAGCAGCCAGUUGUCUUUCUGAGGUUAUAUUAAUUGAGGCCUGUCAUACUCUUAUUUUCAGACCUCAGAAUUUUAAGGAAUGCUACUGAGCUGUCAGAGCUAUGAACCACUCCUAGUGAAAUAAUUUAGAACUGGGGGAAUAACAGAAUAUGUGUGUGCACAGGCAGAUGAACAAACCACUAAAACUGUUGUUUUGUUUUUCAGGCAAAUUCCUGAAAAAGAAGAACAACUUAAAGACUACAAGAAAGUUAAAUUUUAUUAUAAUACUUCAAUAAAGUUGUAAUUUUCACCAGGACUUUUGUGUCAUUCUUUACUGUGAUGGAGACUGGCAUCAACUAGACACAGGGAAGCCACAUGGAGACCUAACUAUUUACAGAACUCAUAGAAGUGACAGUUUAGGGUGACUGGCAAAACUGAGUUAGCUGAAUGCUUUUUGUUAGUGCUCCUGAACAGGGAGGUAUGCAGUGACCCAACGCAGCUGUAAUUACCUGAGGAUACCUUUUUGGGUUUGCAGAUGACCAGUUUUGCAACUUUAUAGAUCCACUGCUCUGAGCUCUGAAAUUAGCACAGAGGGGUGGGAGUACUUGUGUGAAGAGGACCGUUUUGGGAUUGCACUGAGGCUGGAGUUUAGGAGACAGAAAAACUGUCAAAUCAGAUACUGUGUGUUUUACUGCAACUACCACUGGAACCAUGCUGAAUAUUAAUACCAUAAAAAUGCGCACACUUGAUAAAGAUCAAUUUAAAAUUACUGUGCAUGGCCUUGUAGUUCACAAAUUUAAUACUGCUGAAUAAAGAACCACAGCACUAAAGAAAAGCAUUUCUCUCUGGACGUUGUGCCAGCACAGUCUUAACACUGUCCCAAGUGAUGACACAUGAAGAAGGUAAGACAUUUUCUUGGAGCAGAGAGUGUAAGUAUUGUAACAGAUCCCACUGCCACUGGACAAUAAUUUCAGUACUAAUUGUGUGUGUAAACAUACACUGUUUCUCAGCUUCCAAAUGAGGGUGGUUAUGUCAGCCUUCUGAAGGUGGCACUGCUUUAAAGAAAGAUCUGGACCAAAACUAGGCUCAACAGAAUUAUAACUGGGGUUAAAGAAAGAGAGUAAUUGGGUCUGACUUUUAUAGCAGGCCUUUAACUGUGUGACCAGCAGUCGACUUCAUGUGGUACACCCACUACCCACAAGAGAAGUUUGAUUCCAUUAUUUUAGAUAGAUUUACACCAAACAUUUUAAGCACAAGAGUGUUGAGCGCUAGUUUCCAAAUACUGAAGUGCUUAAAUCAGCUUCCAGUAAAUCAAAAGGUAAAGUAAAAAAAGUAAAAGGUAAGAUCCUACCUAUCUCUAAAAUUCAGUGUAAACCUUUCUAUGUUGUCUUAAGUUUAAUGAAAGUACUUAUGAAAUGUUCAUCCCGCUCUGUUGUCUUUUUUCUUGCUGAAUUGCAGAUCAGAUGUACUGGAUCAGCAACUUAGUGAGCAUGUUAAAUGCUGUAAAGGGUCCAAUUAAUAUACAAGCAAAGAAUGAAUGUAUACUUUUUUUUUUUUUCAACAGACAAACACUAGGGAGUUUUUAAAGAACUUAGUACUCUUGUGGUACUGCAAAUGUAUUUUGAAGUGACUCAAAAAGUAGGCAAGGUUUUCUGAAUGCAACUAAAAAUACUAAAACUCUGUA
Athene cunicularia (burrowing owl) is the source of this 4421-nucleotide messenger RNA. RefSeq names its product male germ cell associated kinase (gene MAK). Gene Ontology annotation, cellular component: nucleus; cilium; cytoplasm. Gene Ontology annotation, biological process: intracellular signal transduction; protein phosphorylation; intraciliary transport. Bases 246 to 1952 code for a protein of 568 amino acids. Lineage: Eukaryota; Metazoa; Chordata; Aves; Strigiformes; Strigidae. Gene Ontology annotation, molecular function: protein serine/threonine kinase activity; ATP binding. The record is from RefSeq and is a predicted model, not a curated record. The transcript has 14 exons.